Malassezia pachydermatis is the source of this 1146-nucleotide messenger RNA. Its product is annotated as phosphotyrosyl phosphatase activator. Gene Ontology annotation, cellular component: cytoplasm; nucleus; protein phosphatase type 2A complex. Gene Ontology annotation, molecular function: protein tyrosine phosphatase activator activity; peptidyl-prolyl cis-trans isomerase activity. The transcript is spliced from 2 exons. The coding region runs from base 1 to 1146 and encodes 381 amino acids. NCBI's taxonomy places the organism in Eukaryota, Fungi, Basidiomycota, Malasseziomycetes, Malasseziales, Malasseziaceae. The record is from RefSeq and is a predicted model, not a curated record. Gene Ontology annotation, biological process: mitotic spindle organization.
AUGGCCGAGGAAGUAGACAGGACGACGACCUUGCCGCCGCUUCCCUUACUGGCCGCUGAUGACCCAUCGGUACGUGCCAAGGUCCAGAAACCACGCAAAUGCAUUUUGAACGAUGAUCAUAUCGAAAUAUGGCGGGAGAGUGAGACCCACGAUCUCCUUGUCCUGUUUUUGAUGCGGCUUGGCGAAGCGUGUGUCGAUGCGCCUACGCGCUGCAUUAAAUGGUCUUCGAGCGCCUACACACACUCGCAAUCGUUCACUGAUCAUAUCCUUUCCCUCCUCAUUAAGCUCGAUGGAUGGACAGAUGAGAUUGCACCACAGACUGGCCCACAGCGUUUCGGCAAUCUCGCCUUCCGCACUUGGGGCGCGCGGCUGACGGAGCAGGUCGAGUCUCUGCACCGCCAACUGUUGCCAGAGCAUCUGCAAGCGUAUAUACCUGAAUUAUCUGCGUACUUUCUGGAUGCCUUUGGCUCCUUUGUGCGGAUUGAUUACGGCACUGGUCACGAACUGCACUUUGUCGCUUGGCUAUGCUACUUGACGCGCCUUGGCGCAUUUGGUAUACCAUGCACACCGGACGAAGAGACCCGCUUGGCGCUUGAGGUAUUUCCCGCAUAUCUUCGUGUCGUAUGGCACCUGCAAGACCGGUACGCUUUAGAGCCAGCCGGAAGUCAUGGCGUGUGGGGUCUGGACGAUUACCAGUUUGUGCCCUAUAUUUUUGGCGCUGCACAGUUGCGCCAUGCGAACCUCUCACCGCUUCAGAUGACAGAUAUGGCACUCUACCCCUUUGUGCAUCAACAUACGCCGCGUGGCCAUGCGCGUCUAUCGCCUGCAGAGACGCUUGCUUACGAGGCCCCGAAACCGUUUGGGCCACAGCCGAACCUGUACACAUCUUCCCUCGCGCGUGUCCACUCCCUCAAGCGCGGUCCUUUUAUGGAGCACUCACCAAUUCUCUAUGAUAUUGCUCAGAAUGUGCCGACAUGGGUAAAAGUGUAUAAAGGGAUGUUGAAGAUGUACGAUGCUGAGUGCCUCUUAAAACGCCCUGUCGUCCAGCACUUCCCUUUUGGCAAUGUUGGGUUCCCUUGGCCGUCGACCAGUGCCACUGCGUCGUCCAGCCGCCACGGCACGACCUUCCCACCACCGGCCCACUAA